AUGGCAGACCAGUUGAUUAUCAAUGUUAGAAUUGGGUUUCGGAACCACUAUCUGGAUUCCUUUCGAAGAUCCGAAGAGGUGUCGAUUUAUAAAGUCCCCGAAUUCCUUGUUAAGCUGAAUCCGAGCGCUUAUUUUCCUCAAAUGGUAUCAUUAGGCCCACUUCAUCAUCACGUCCCGCAUCCUGAAAUGCUUCCUCAUAAAUUGCACGCUAUGCGGAAAAGGUUUGACAUCAGUGACGAGGAAAAAGUGAUAGGAGAUGUUCUCGCCCUGGCUCCGGAGGUAAGAAAAUGCUACCAACACAACAUCGAGUACGAAGAUGAAUAUCCUUCUCGCAUGCUCACUUUGGAUGCUUGUUUUAUCUUACAAAUAUUUAGGGCUUUGGAUAUUAAAACAAAAUCGGAUCACUGUCUCUUUAAUCGAAAAAAUGUUGAAUACACUGCAUACCCCAUUAUAAGUAACAUUCUGAUGCUGGAGAACCAAAUUCCACUCUCUGUUCUGCUCAAAAUAUUAGGGUUGCAGCUGAACAUAGAUGACGCAAGCGCAUUUACAGAGCUCUCCGAUUUGGUAGAUUGUGCACGAAUAGCAAAGUUGUUCUACUCUUCUAAGAAGGCGGCCCCUCAGCUUAGUAAAAUUCCAGGCGCUGAAAAAUACGACAUAUGUGUAAUAUCAAGGUAUGUUCAUGUCAUGUGUGAGCUGAUUCAUUCUGAAAGAGACGUCUCUGUCCUAAGAAAGGCUGAAAUUAUCAAGAGCUACAAGGGAAGCGACCGAGAAGUGGCCGAUCUCUUCAAAACACUGAGCAAAGGCAUACCUAGAAGCUACAAGGAUCCGUUUGCUAAGGUGACAGAAGAUGCAGAUAAACAUUAUCAUAGCAAAAUUAAGGUCAUGAUCGCUGAAUUCACAGACGACCAUUGUUCAAGACCAUGGAGAACUGUUUCUGUUAUUGCAGCAUGCAUGCUUUUGCUCUUCACCGCCGUGCAAGCCAUUUUCUCACUGCAUCUGAAACCAGAAGCUUAUAAUGCUGCCUCGUGCAGGAGAAGAUGGCUACUAAUAUCCCUUGCAAUUUCUACAAAUCUCCUAAGUGGCUGUCAGAAAGCGACUAACGAAAUCAUUUACUUUAGAAGAAUCAUCAAGAGCUACCUGGGAAGCGACCGAGAAGCGGCCGAUCUCUUCAAAACACAGAGCAAAGACAAUCUUUUUUCAAGUCCAUGGAGAACUGUUUCUGUUAUGGCAGCAUGCUUGAUCCAGGUUAAGGUUGAUGAGAUGUAUGAGGAAUGGAAGUCUGCAAAAGCAAGCUUGUCGAAGAAAUAUGAAGAUGCAGACUCAAUGAAAGCUCCUCAUUCUUCUCAUUCUCUUCCUUUUUCUCUUGGUCAUUCUCAGAAAAAAUCUCUAAGUGUUGGAUUGAGGUUGUUAACCAAGAUGGGCUACAAAGGAAAGGGCAUUGGAAUUCAUGGACAUGGUAUGGUUGAACCUGUGAAGGUGGAAGCUAGACCUCGCUAUGCAAGAUUGGGGUAUGGUGAAGGAGAAUACUCCAAGGCACUGGAUGCAAAGAAUUCUCUGAAAGAGUUUACAAUUGCUAAGUGA
Messenger RNA from Cryptomeria japonica (Japanese cedar), 1581 nucleotides. RefSeq lists its product as uncharacterized. NCBI's taxonomy places the organism in Eukaryota, Viridiplantae, Streptophyta, Pinopsida, Cupressales, Cupressaceae. The record is from RefSeq and is a predicted model, not a curated record. Gene Ontology annotation, molecular function: nucleic acid binding. The transcript has 6 exons. The coding region runs from base 1 to 1581 and encodes 526 amino acids.